This is a messenger RNA of Exophiala dermatitidis NIH/UT8656, 3439 nucleotides long. RefSeq lists its product as uncharacterized. NCBI's taxonomy places the organism in Eukaryota, Fungi, Ascomycota, Eurotiomycetes, Chaetothyriales, Herpotrichiellaceae. Bases 886 to 1290 code for a protein of 134 amino acids. The transcript has 5 exons. The record is from RefSeq and is a predicted model, not a curated record.
CUCGUGCCCACCGUUGCGAUCUCGCCGCGGUGCCAGAGAGAGUGCGAGUGCCUGCGGCUGUCGACGUUCUCGUACCGGAAGACGCUGUGUUGCCAAAAUCGGAGCUUGAGGUUCUGCUGUUCAACCUGAAGUUUGUGCUGGUGCCCGUGUCGCCCAGCCACGCCGCUGUCCGAGGCUGUCGUUGUCGCUGUCGUGGCAUCGGCAUUGUGGGCCACGGGCAUUGAUGAUACUGACACUUGAUAUCGCGGUCCAGGUCCAGGUCCAGAUCCAUCCCCGUUUCAUCAAUCUCCAUGUCCAUCUCCGUCGCCGUCUGCAUUCCCAUGUCGACGUCAUUGGGCCCACGACACACUCGGUAAGCAACACGACCAUCGUCGUUCAAGUCCUGUCCCUGUCGCUGCCCCUGUCGCGACGGUCUCCAAUAUGCGUCGUCCAAUCUCCGCGUAGUCGCAACCGAGCCUGAGGAAAGCAAAGGCGGCAAUGGCGAGCAGCCGUCCUGCAGAUUGUCCAUUUCCCAGUCCAGGUCGAAGUUGGCAUUAUUGAACUUGACCUGAAGGCUGUCGGGGUGUAGGUCGUCGUACUGGUCCAGAAUCACCGGCUCGACGGCGGCCAUCUCUUUGUCUUCGCAUCUCCAGGAAUCGAAAUAGGACGACCAGCUGUCGGUCGGUGUGGGCGUCGGCGUUGAAGGAUAGCCAAAACGAGACAUGAUGCGAGAGUGUCAAGGAACGGAUAGAGGAGCUCUCCUCCGGGUCGAUAGAGGCACAGCCAGUGGCAGUAUAUCAAAGAGAGUGAUGGUUGAAGUAGGCAAUGUGGUAUACACAACACCAACACCAUAAAGCUAAAGGAAUGGAAGGCUACACUGGUGUCUCUGGCCAGAGGAGAUUCUGAAUGAUUGUCUCUGUUCUUUGCGACUUAUCAAGAACCCAAAGCAAAGCACAACCGGCUGGCAUAUCCAGUCCUUUUCGUCCCACCACCACCACCCGGUCUCAUUCUCGUCAGCCUUCCCGAAGUGCCCGUGAUAGCACGCCAGGAUCAUCAGCGCCGGUCUCCUUGGGCGCGCAGCCUCUUGCAAGCAUGAAUACCAGCACCGCAGCGAGCACAGACGACGGCGGGAUGGCUGGGUGGAUACAUCUCCAGAAAGUUGGUUACCCCUGGGCCACAAUCGCAGAUCGUCUGUACAGAGAGUUGCAAUCCGAGGCAAGGGGGAGCCUCACGUGUAAAGCUGUCAACACCCAUGACUCGUACCAUAGAAUUGGUCCUCGACAUCCUACUGGUCACACAGAAAACGAUUAAGGUACCAGGUAUCCAGCAGGACGCACCGUGGAACUUGAACUCGGCACAAAAUACAAGCAGUUCGUACAAACUGUCUCCACCAAGAAGCCACACGGUCAACGCCUGUUCAAGGCACGUCACUUGGCGCAAGGAAAGCAAGCCUCCUGCAUGGUCUAUUGGCAGUUUGGUUCAUAACGCACUGGCAUUUACCAUUUCUUCCCGGGCAUCUGGGCCACUUUGAUUGACGUCUCCGUAUGUCAACCAGGACGGAUGUUAGGCUCGAAAUCGGGAGACUGGGCUUUGAUCGAUCUCGGUUCCAGAGGUUGAUUAUGUUGAGCACCUGUCUCUCCGUUCCCGUUGGGCUCAUAUCCUAGCCAGCGAGUUUCUUCUUCACCAAGUUCAUGAAGUCUACGAAAACUCACUUCAGCCCCUGACAAGGCUGUGUACCAGCCUGGUCUGUGCUGUACCUUUUUCACACACCCCUUUCCUCGUGUGCGCUGGAGCUUUCACAUACAUACUAUACUAGCCAGGACGCAGAGGAUGACGCCUCUCACGGCGAGCACUUUGUAAAGCACGGCCAAACCGAAUUUUGUCCAUUCGAUCGCCGGAUUCCUUGGGGUGGCUUGCCGUGCUGUCAAAAACAAGUCAUCCGACACUCUGAUGUGAUCCCGAUUAGUGACAUGCCUCACCUGCAAUUUCCAGGCCAUGUCGUUCGUGGCAAGUCGCGCUCGAACGCCCGAUCCCACGAUCUCGCGCCACACGUUCGACACUUUAUGGUCUUAACUCCGUCCGAUUCCAUCGUCGUCCAUCAGACGCGGUGUGGUGUGCUCGACGCGUCUUGAGUGUUUACGUCGUACUAUGUCUUUUUCGAGCCAACAUCGUCUGAUAUGGCAUCCAGCACUGGCACACUGCAUUCCAGCAAACUACUUGGCAUCACCUCCACGACAUCACGUCUACAACGUUGUAUACGGAACGCCCUCCUCCGCCGACACAUUUGGUAUUGAUCAGCAAAGCAUCCGAGUCUGGAUGCUUCUCUGCGAUCUCCUGCAGUGGCAUGGCACCUCUGACAGAUGAAAGCUGUCAAAUCGAGCACAGCACACGACAUUCCUCGAAAAAAUGCGACUGCCUCAAUGGAUGUAAGUCAAAUGCAAGCAUACAGGUACAUACCACAAACACGGCUAUCGAUGGCAUGCUGCAAGUUGUGUACCGCGUCGAUCGAUCGAUCAAUUAUAACGUACAACACUUCCAGUGGACGCGCCACCAGGCAUUGAAGCAUCCUGACCGUGAUGCCGAUAAGGUUUCCUGUCUACCUUACCUACCUUAGGAAACGGGACGAAAGGGAUCCAUCGCGAGACACCCUAAUAAACGGCAAGUCAGACCGUUGCGAGGUGGCGUCUGCUUCAAGCGGCACAGGCACAGAUGGAGAGGCUGGCCCACCCCGCCAUCGAUAUCAUGUCCAUGAUUAUGCGUUCCAAACUCAAUUCUACCGACUGAACAUGGCGACUGAUAGAUACCAGGUACGUGUACCUGGUAUGUGUCGAGGUUUGUUUCGAUACCUACUUGGACGUGGCGUCCCCCAACCGACCUACCUCAGGUACCUAGUCAACUAUCCAUCCCUUUCCAAGAGGAGGAAUGUACGACAUGUAGGAGCCAAGGUAUGAUCCCCAUAUCCAAUCCUCAUCUGACAAAGCAUCCUUGGAGCGCAAUGGACCACUCCUAUGGCUGUACUCCGUGCAAUGCAUUGAACAGCCGUAUCAGCGUAUCACGACAAGGCAAGGCUCUCGAAGACGGGCCCUCGCAACUGCAGAACAAGCCACCACAAGCCCAUCCCGCCACGCCACGCUACAGCCGACCGAUGAACACAGUCCGGCCAGUGCUUCCCGUAAGUUGGAGUUGUUCAAGUUCCUGUCCUGUGCUGCACUGCGGUGGGCUGCCGGUGUGCACCAAACCUAAACCAUAAAUACAUUAUGUCCGUGGUAGCUACUGGCAGCAAACUGUCUCCCUGCCACUUCUUGUCGAGUACAUACAGCUUCCAAGGACUAGGGCCACAGAGCGGCUCUCAUCUCCGAAGGGUACCUUAGCUCCCUGGCCAUCCUGUUCCUACCCAACUCCUGGUAGGUAGUUAGGUACGUUAGGUGCAGUAGUCAAUACGAGGUUUUUUCAACGGUCG